AUCAACAUCAUCGCGAUGAUCGUCGCAGCGAAAGCUAGAUAUACAUGUCUCUCUGCUUCCGCCGUGUCGAACAGUCGGCACGCCUUCUUGCUCGUCAAACCUACUCGUCACUCACGAUGCUUCACAAGCACAGGCUCAUCAUUGCAAAAGUCCCUCUCCAUUGAUGGAAAGUCAUAUGUUUCCGAUGAAUGGACGAACGUCCCUUCGACAAUCCUGGCGCAUUACGGCCGUCGACUACACGUACAACCUGACCAUCCGCUUUCAAUAACAAGGAAGCUGGUUGAAUCGAGAUUCCCAGGAUUCAAAAAUCACAAUGAUCUUCCGCCAGUGGUGACUGUUGACCAGAAUUUCAAUUCCUUGGGUUUCACGGCGGAUCAUCCGGGUCGCAGCAAAACCGACACGUACUAUGUCAACAAGGACACGGUUCUACGAACGCACACGACUGCCCACGAAGUCGAUACCUUCCGCGCUAACCUGAGCAACGGCUACACCAUCUCGGCCGACGUGUAUCGUCGAGAUGCAGUGGACCGAAGUCACUAUCCCGUCUUCCAUCAAAUGGAAGGCGCACUGACAUGGGAUCGUAACGAUUUUGCAUCUCGUGAGGCUUUGACUCAACAGAUCAUUGCAGAUCUGCAGAGCGUGCCGAAGCACGAUCUGAAAGUGGAAGAUCCUAAUCCCGCAUUCCAUGCCGAGCGCAACCCCUUACAGACCGAAUUUCAUACUGCGGCUGAGGCAGAAGCUAUUGCGGCUCACUUGAAACGCUCAUUAGAGGACAUGGUGGUCACAAUAUUCGCAGAGGCAGACCGAGCGCUCACCGCAGCUGGGAAUGACGAAGCGAGGGAGCCGAUAAAGGUCCGAUGGGUCGAAGCUUUCUUCCCACACACUUCACCAUCGUGGGAGAUGGAAGUGUGGUGGCGCGGCGACUGGCUCGAGGUUCUCGGCUGUGGAGUCAUUGAUCAGCCCCUGCUCAAUCGAGCAGACGUCUCAUCGAGGGUGGGAUGGGCCUUUGGCAUUGGGCUUGAGCGAAUUGCCAUGCUUCUGUUUGGCAUUCCGGAUAUCCGGUUGUUCUGGAGCCACGACCAACGAUUUCUGAGUCAGUUCGAUGCCGGGAAGCCCAUACGGCGAUUUCAACCAUUCAGCAAACAUCCCGCAGCGCCUCGAGAUGUCGCAUUUUGGCUACCGGCAUCGGGGCCCGUCAUUGCUGCGGGUCAGCAACCAAUUUUUCAUGAAAACGAUCUCAUGGAGAUCGUUCGCGAUGUUGCCGGGGACAAUGUCGAGGAUGUGGUCCUCAUCGACAGCUUCAAAUCUCCCAAGACUGGCAAGCAAAGCCUAUGCUACCGAAUAACGUAUCGGAGCUUAGAAAAGACGCUCACGGGCAAGGAAGUGAUGGAAUUCCACGAUCAGAUCGGCCGCCAGCUCGUCAGCAAAUUUGAUGUCGUGCUGAGAUAGAUAGGCCGUGGGGACUUUUUCAAUCGAAGCAUUGUAUAACAUAGCUUGGGCUUCGCAUAAUUGUUCUCGGAGCCUGGCAUGUAUGUAUGUAGAAAACGUAUAGUGUGUCAUUUAUUAAUCGCGUGUCAUCGUGCAGGCCCGAUG
Messenger RNA from Dissoconium aciculare CBS 342.82, 1593 nucleotides. RefSeq names its product putative phenylalanyl-tRNA synthetase alpha subunit. The record is from RefSeq and is a predicted model, not a curated record. The coding region runs from base 16 to 1449 and encodes 477 amino acids. Gene Ontology annotation, biological process: phenylalanyl-tRNA aminoacylation. Gene Ontology annotation, cellular component: mitochondrion; cytoplasm. Lineage: Eukaryota; Fungi; Ascomycota; Dothideomycetes; Mycosphaerellales; Dissoconiaceae. Gene Ontology annotation, molecular function: ATP binding; tRNA binding; phenylalanine-tRNA ligase activity. The transcript is spliced from 3 exons.